Ctenopharyngodon idella (grass carp) is the source of this 881-nucleotide messenger RNA. RefSeq names its product growth arrest and DNA-damage-inducible, gamma interacting protein 1 (gene gadd45gip1). The record is from RefSeq and is a predicted model, not a curated record. Gene Ontology annotation, cellular component: nucleus. Lineage: Eukaryota; Metazoa; Chordata; Actinopteri; Cypriniformes; Xenocyprididae.
CCAGCAGAGGGCGUAAUGACGUCAGCACCACGCGUCCAUUUGACGUUGGAGGUCACUGGGUUGUCAUCAAACAUGGCGGCCUCCUUGCUAAGCAGGAGGACAGCCUUAUUCUUUGGCGUUAGUAAACUAAACUCCUUUAUACCGGCUGUAGUCCAGCAGAUCGCGAACUAUAACCCUAGACCCCUUCGGUUGAAUAUAAAGGACCCUUAUAUACCUAAUAAAGAGAGCGAGAGGACGCCCGACUGGCAGAAGACUGAGAAGUAUGAGCGCAGACUGUUCGGCCGUUAUGGACACGCGUCUGGAAUUGACCCGGCCAAACUCUGGCCCUCUCAUGCCCGGCUGGAGGAGCUGAUGGCCGAGGAGAGAGAGUGGCAUCCUCCGAUCGAGGUGAUGCUGGAAAACAUCGCGGCCAGAGAGAAGGAGAAGGCGCAGAAGCGGAUGGAGAGAGAGAAGACAAUUGCUGCAAACAUGGCCAAAAUGCCCAAGAUGAUCGCAGACUGGAAAAAGCAGAAAAAGGAGGUGAAACAGAAGCAAAGAGAGGAGAAAAUAAGGCGAGACAAACUGCUGGCCGAGGCAAGAGAGCGCUUUGGAUACGCGCUGGACCCCCGCAGCGUCAAGUUCAAAGAGAUGGUUGCUGAAAUAGAAAAAGAGGAGAAGAAGAAGAGGAAACUUCUGAAACGCAGGAAGAGAGAGGAAGAGCAGGGCUUGCCCACAGCGACCGCUGAAUCCAGCCAAUAACCCUCACUGCUGAGAACAAUGACUUUUAUACAGUGCUACUGUAUUAUUUUGUAAAAUUGGUUUCUUUGUACAUGUAUCCCACGGAUGUUUAAUUAAAAUCAGGCACUGAAACAUACUUCAGAAUAAACUGACUUCAGAAAAUA